Molecule: messenger RNA, 2596 nt
Organism: Acromyrmex echinatior (Panamanian leafcutter ant)
Lineage: Eukaryota; Metazoa; Arthropoda; Insecta; Hymenoptera; Formicidae
Gene: Dbct
Product: Dihydrolipoamide branched chain transacylase E2
Cellular component (GO): mitochondrion; cytoplasm
Molecular function (GO): acetyltransferase activity; lipoic acid binding
Source: RefSeq, a predicted model, not a curated record
UUCUCAUUAUUGUUUUAUAUUUCUUCUCGAUCGGACGGAUCAGCUGAUGGCUUUUUCUCUUUCCUGGCGAUUGUUGACAGUCGCGCGAUUGGCCGAGCGAUCGCGCGACCCAAUACGACGACUUUUGUCUGUCAGCUCAUUCUUGUCUGCCAAAAAAGUAGUACCCUUCAAAUUGUCGGACAUCGGCGAGGGAAUUCGAGACGUCACAGUGAAAGAAUGGUUCGUGAAACCGGGAGAUCAGGUGAAGCAGUUCGAUGACAUCUGUGAGGUGCAGAGCGAUAAAGCCUCGGUGACAAUCACUAGUCGCUACGAUGGCCUCAUCAAGACUCUGCACUACAAGAUUGACGACGUCGCGUUGGUCGGAUCAACGCUGUUGGAUUUUGAGGUAGAAGACGACUCAAAAGACGCCGUAAGAGACGAUGCUGGCGAGACCGCAAAGAGCGCAGAAAAUCAAACGAUUGACAAUACAGAAAAAAGCGAGAGAAGAUCAGAUAAGGUGGAAUCAGAGGACAUCACCUUGAAAGAAGAGAAGGUAUUGUCGACCCCAGCGGUGAGGAGGAUAGCCAAAGAGAAUAACAUAAAGCUAACGGAUGUAAAAGCGACUGGCAAGGAUGGAAGAGUACUCAAGGAAGACAUACUGGUACACCUGCAGAACAUUUCCACGGAUCCGAGAGUUCAGGUGAAUGUUCCAUCGAGCAUGACGGGAAGAAUGGUCAAUCUUAAAAGAUACACGAAACACAUGUGGAAAACUAUGACGAAAUCUUUGACAAUACCACACUUCGUCUACAGCGAUGAGUGCAACGUGGACCAAGUGAUGCGCUGUCGAAACGAUGUGAAAGACUCCUUGAUGGAACAAGGCAUCUCUCUAACUCUUACGCCAUUCUUCAUAAAAGCAGCCUCGCGAGCGUUGCAGCAGUAUCCUCAAUUAAACGCUUGGCUCGACGAACAGACCCAACAGCUGCAGCUCUUGGACAAUCAUAAUAUCGGCAUUGCCAUGGACACUCCGGACGGCCUAAUAGUGCCGAACAUCAAGAAUGUGCAGAAUCUCAGUGUUUUCGCAAUCGCGCAAGAGCUGAAUAGACUUCAGAAAUGCGGCAAUUUUACUUUUCGAGUAUCCAUUGGUGGAACGUAUAUGAAACCGGUUAUCGUAUCACCGCAGGUGAUAAUAGGUGCAUUUGGGAGGGCGCGGAAGUUGCCGCGAUUCGACGAUGAGGGGAAUGUGAUUCCAGCCAGCAUAAUGUCGAUUAGCUGGUCCGCAGAUCAUCGCAUCGUUGACGGCAUAACGGUGGCUAGAUUCUCCAAUCUGUGGAAGUACUAUGUGGAGAAUCCAUCGCAUCUGAUGAUCUGCCCUUGAAGCCGUCUAUAGAUAUUUAUAUACACUAAGGAUCCAGAUUGGACGUAUUAUUAAUUUCCUACGUAUUAUUAAAACGAGAUUAUGAAGAUUAUGGCGAAAUGUUAAUAUAACGUUGUGAUUUUUAUAUUAAUUAUUUAUAUAAUCGAAACAAAAUCAUAAAAGUAUAAAGUAAUAAACUAUUUGAUGUCAGAGUCGUUUUCUCAUCAAGUAAAACUCAUCAAGUUUCGGUACAGGACGAGAAAUAAAUACUUUCAAAUGCCUGACAUAUCAUAUAAAAUAUUAACAUAAUAUGAAUACAAUAAUCGACCUUUUUUGAAUAACUAAUGUUUCAUAAGUUCCAUGAAACAACUCGCCUAGUUACAUUUAUUUGUGCUCCCAAUUUAAAAUGAGUCAGAAUACAUACUAUUUAUACAAAAUUCAGUAACCAAUUUCAGAAUGAUUAAGUUUAACGCAAACUGUUGUCGUAAACAGUUUAUUUACUAAUUCGUAAUUUACAUUGAUAAUUUGUCUUUUCACGUGUCUGCACUUACCACGUCUAUAUUGGACAACAUAAAAGUCGUUGCUCAGAUCGGUAUCGAUGACCUACCACACUCCUGAAACCUGUUCAGCUCCUGCGCGAUCGCAUUGAGAUUCAUCUUCUUGAUAUUUAAAACUAUUAAGUUAUCCAGAGUAUCUAUGACGACGCCGAUAUUAUUAUUGUUCAGAACUUGCAGUUGUUGGCUCUUCGUUGAAUCAAGCGUUUAAUUGGAGAUACUACUCCAAUGCUCACGAGGCUGCUUUUAUGAAGAACGGCAUAAAAGUUAGAAAGAUGACCCGUUCCAUCAAGAAAUCCUUCAUAUCAUUUCGGCAACAUAUCGCUUGAUCCACAUUGCAUUCAUCACUGUAGACGAAGUGCGGUAUACUCUGUGAGAAAUUCAUAGUAAAGAUAAAGUUGCUUUCUGAUGGAUAACUCGUUGGAAGACUUUCACGUAUAUUUUCUUCAAGGAAGUUACGCGGUUAUCUCCGAGUUUUGAUACAUUGAGUGUAUUAAUAAUGCAGUUGAUUUUUAUUUUCAAUAUUUAUAUAACUGAGACAAAAAUCAAUAGCGUUAUUAACACUUUUGCCAUCUCUCUUUUUUCAUAAUCUCGUUUUAAUACGUAGGUGAAUCCAUCAAAAAUAAUCAUGGCAAAAUAAAAAGAAAAAAAAUGUAUUGUCGGUUUUGUACAUAAAAAUUGUACAUUGGGACCUAGUUUUUUAUGUAAA